Ascochyta rabiei is the source of this 561-nucleotide messenger RNA. Its product is annotated as chromatin-remodeling complex subunit ies6. Gene Ontology annotation, cellular component: Ino80 complex. Gene Ontology annotation, biological process: chromatin remodeling. The transcript has a single exon. Lineage: Eukaryota; Fungi; Ascomycota; Dothideomycetes; Pleosporales; Didymellaceae. The record is from RefSeq and is a predicted model, not a curated record. Bases 1 to 561 code for a protein of 186 amino acids.
AUGGCACCACUCACAGCCGGCUCAGACGAGAAAACGCACCAGGCACUGCUUGACAAGCUCGACAUCUACGCCGUACACAAGCCAUUCCGCAACCCCCACUGGAAGCCGCCGCAGCGCCGCAACAAGAACCUCAAGCAGGUCAUCGGCGAAGCGUCGCGCAAGGAAGCCUCGAUGAUGAACACACAAGCCAACAGUGGUGCCUCGACGCCCGCCGUUGCGUCUGAAGGCGGUGCAACACCAGCCGGUGUCGGUCGACCGCCAAACAUUGCGCAAGCAGCGCAAAGCCUCAGCACGCUGGUGCUCGAGAAGAACGGACGGGCAGCUGCAGCCAACGCGGCAGGGCCUGCCCCGACCUACACGAACAUCGAGUCUGCACCCAGCUUCCACCCAAGUGCGCAGAAGAAGUACUGCGACAUCACCGGGCUGCCAGCGCCGUACACCGACCCCAAGACGCGACUGAGAUAUCACAACAAGGAGAUGUUUGGAGCGAUCAGGACGAUGCCGCAGAACGUGUAUGAGGGCUAUCUGGCAGCAAGAGGCGCCCACACCGUCCUGAAAUGA